AUGUCUAAAGAUAUUCUUGACCCCGCUGCUCUAUUGUCUCUCUUUCCUACCUUACUUCCUCCCUCGGCGAAAGUCCUUGCGUCACCUCAGGAUGGCAUUGCUGCGUUGUUGCAUACAGUCCUGUCUGCCUUAUCCUUUCGCCUCGUUGGCGUAGAUGAAUCCACGUCAUCAUUUUCUGAUACAAACAACGUUCUCCCCGUUGAAUGGAAUAAACACAGUCCCGGAAACUUCACGUUUCGCUACAAACAUGAUCAAAGCAGCCUUGAGUUUCUCAUAAAAGUAUCCAAGCUCGGAGCACGUACGGUUAUUAAUGCUAUCGCACUCGAGAGUGAUAAAGCUGCUUCGCUUGAUAUCGCUACCGAUGACUUUGUGUCUUCUUCUUUCUUUCCGUAUGAUAUCAAUGCAUCCGACGCACCGCCUCUUGUACACGGUUUCAUAUCUUCCAAUCGCGUUGCCGAUUUUGUUACUCAGCUAAAGCUCAAAAUUAUCCAAGCACUUGUUCCGGGGCUGAGAAAGGAAGGCUAUACCGAAGUAACCGCAAGCGAGACGGCGUCUUCUGCUCGGACCGAAGUUCCGCGAGCUGCACAACCCCCGCAGAUUCCUCGAUAUAAUCCCGACGAAGAGUCUCCUCACCGCUUUCCUUCGACCCAGCUACCGCCGCGAAACCCCCUUGAAAUUGGCAGGAGGGACUUGGAUCCAUUCCCAGUGAACCCUUUUAAUCCACCUUCCUUAUUUCCAGGCGGAGACGAUGACGGGAUGUUCGUUGGCCCAAACCACCCUAUUCUAGGUGUUGGAGGGCGAAGGGAAUGGGAGCAGCGCGGGCCGUGGGGAGGAGACGGCUUCCUGCCGCCUAUGGGUGCUCCGCCUGGUGCUCGGUUUGACCCUGUGGGCCCCGGCGUAGCCAUCCCAGGCAGAGGUAGGGGUCUUCCCGGUCGCGGCAAUAUCUGGGGCCCAGACAAUGAUGAAUUCCCGCCUCCUGGCCCGGUACGUUAUGAUACUUUUUGA
Molecule: messenger RNA, 1005 nt
Organism: Desarmillaria tabescens
Lineage: Eukaryota; Fungi; Basidiomycota; Agaricomycetes; Agaricales; Physalacriaceae
Product: PI31 proteasome regulator N-terminal-domain-containing protein
Exons: 2
Coding region: 1-1005 (334 amino acids)
Biological process (GO): proteasome-mediated ubiquitin-dependent protein catabolic process
Molecular function (GO): endopeptidase inhibitor activity; proteasome binding
Source: RefSeq, a predicted model, not a curated record